AUGGCCGACGAUCUCUGGACCUGGAUCCUCCGCGCCGAGAGUAAGGCACUGGUCAUCAGUUCUAUUAAAACCUUAUCAUUCUCAAGCGAGAGUAAUCCCGGAUCGAGACCAUGGUCGAUCUCGGGCCCUACUGACAGCUCCUCCCAGAUAUCAUCGCCAACUCGCGGCACAUUGAUAAAUCGGACCGCCGAAAAGCGAGCCGACACCAGAGCCGCUUCAGGAACGAGAGACGCCACCAGGCCCCUCCAGGAGAGCCCAACCGGCUACGAACGUGUGAGCGUACCAACAAGCCCCGACGUUCCCGUGCGCACUGUAUUCACUUUCCGUCAAGGCCUAGUGGCAGAUCAGCCACCUCCACUCUUUACCCCUGAACCUGUCCCUAACAGAGCUAAGCGUGGAGGCAAGCAGCGGCCGCUAGCUGGUCGGAGCGUUGUUAUUGGCGACCUUUUGUUCUGCACCGAGUGUCACCUGUCCUCGAGGAAUGUUGCAACGCCUUCUGAGCCAUAG
Verticillium alfalfae VaMs.102 is the source of this 507-nucleotide messenger RNA. RefSeq lists its product with no specific name. Lineage: Eukaryota; Fungi; Ascomycota; Sordariomycetes; Glomerellales; Plectosphaerellaceae. The transcript is spliced from 2 exons. The coding region runs from base 1 to 507 and encodes 168 amino acids. The record is from RefSeq and is a predicted model, not a curated record.